AGCGAUGGUUUCAUUUCUUAUCUCGGUAUUCCAUAUGGUUCGCUUAGUGGAGUUAACGGCAGAUUUAAGCGUGCCGGCCUAGCACCUAUAUGGACAGACAUCAGGGAAGCGAGCGAGCCCCAUUGUUACACGAGUUCACCAGUCGAGGAAUGUUUAAAAUUAGACGUCCAUGUUCCGCAUGGAUCGGGACUGCCGGUCCUGGCCUGGGUCACUGGAGGUAGUGGUCGGUACAACCCAACGAUGCUGGUGAAACAAGGCAUUAUCGUAGUGAUUAUUAGGCAUAGGUUGGGUCCAGUAGGUUUUCUAUGUUUAAGCGAAGAUAAAAUUCCAGGCAAUGCAGGUUUAAAGGACGUGGUACUAGCCUUACGAUGGGUUAGAGACAACAUUAACGCUUUUCGUGGAAACCCAAAUAAAGUAAUAGUCGCUGGACAAAGUUUUGGAGCUGCGUUAGUAGAAUCUUUGAUGCUGACACCCAUGGCUAAGGGUUUGUUCCAUGGGGUUAUACUGCAAAGUGGAACAGUAUUGGCCCCUUGGGCUUUUAACUACGACGCUGAAAAUCGAGCAAAAUUUUUAAAAAUGCAAUUUAACGGAAGCAGAGAUUCAUUGCUAAGCAGAGUUGAGAUUGCAGAUCUAGCAGGUAGAUCUGAAGAUCUUGAGCUGCCCUACUUGCCUUUUGGUAUCUGCGUCGAAAAACCCCUAAAGAAUGAAGAAAGAUUAUUAUCUCAGUCGCCUUUUGACAUUAUUUCAAGUGGAAAUAUGGCAAAGGUUCCGAUGAUAAUAGGAUACACUAAUAAUGAGGCUUACGUGUUUGCUUCAAUGCUGAAAAGCGCAAAAGCUUUAAGGAAAAUGUCUAAAGGAAUGGAUUUUUUGCUUCCGAGUGAGUUACAAACGAACAAAAGAGAUAUACCGCAGCUAGUGAACAAAGUUAAUGAUAUGUACUUCGACGGGAAUAUGACAAUGGCUUCGCUGCUAGCUUACCACAGAGAUGCCUACUUCUUGGGUCAUAUUCAUAGAAGCGUACGCCUUCAUGCUUCUUUUAGCGAUUCAGUUUAUUAUUAUCAAUUCUCCUAUUCGGGAAAUGUGGGCGUGGAAGGGGAACCGGGAAUGAUCAAGACAGGCGCAGCACACUCGGAUGAGUUGGCAUAUUUGUUCCCAGCGAGGGGUCAGAGACUAGACGAUGACGAUGGAAUAGUUCAAGAAAAUAUCGUACGACUUUGGACAAAUUUCGUCAAGCAUUUGAAUCCAACACCAGAAAAUGAACAUUUCCUGUGGGAGCCAGUAAAUACUCAUGACGCUCGGCUCUUGGAUAUUAACGUGGAUUUAAGGAUGAUAGAAUUUCCUUAUAAAAGGGAAACGCAGAUGUGGAAAGAUAUUUAUGAGAAAUAUUACUAUGAAAAUAGGCGGUACAUCGAUUUAAUUGAUGAAAGUGUAGGAGUGGCUAAGGAUGUUUCGAAUGUCACUAGUGUCGCUGAGCUGGAGAAUGUUAAUCCUAUGCGAGCUGAAAGGAUUGAGGAAAUCACUGAAAUUCUCGUCGAAACUGAAAACGGGGCGGUGCGCGGAUAUAAAGAUAACAAUGAAAUCAUAGGAUUUUUCGACAUACCAUACGGGACUUUUAGUGAAGAAAAACCAUUCGAGGAACCGUCUACGCCUAAUAACUGGAAUACUGUUCUUGAAAACACUGAACAUAAGUCCAAAUGUCCUCAAAUUGAUUCGGAAAACAAAUAUAUCGGAAGUAGCACUUGUCUCACGUUAAGCAUAUUUCUACAAAGAAACACUGAAAACGCCGAUGUCCUUUUCCACAUUCAUGAUAGUUCACUAAAUAAGGGUAGUGGAAAUCCUUCAGAAUAUGUUCCAAAGCAUGUAGUUUCUAAGGGAAUAAUUCUAGUUCUGCCCAACUACAGAAUCGGUCCAUUAGGGUUUUUGUGUUUGCAAAACGAAACUGCACCUGGUAACGCUGGCCUAAAAGAUUUGAAUCUAGCUUUACAAUGGACAAAGACAAAUAUUAAGGCUUUUGGUGGCAAUGCUUCCAACAUUGCAAUAAGCGGAUCUGGUGGUGCAGGAGCGCUUCUCGAGUAUUUAAUUUUAUCAAAUCAAUCAAGGGCUUUAAUUUCAAAAGCAAUAACGGAAAGUGGGUUUGCUUUAUCUCCAUGGGCCUUAGACAGGUAUCCAUUAGAAACAGCAAAAAGUUUAAUGAAGAAGAUAGCAGAAAAUGAAAAUAAUGUUGAAUUAGAAACCGGUUACAGUAUUUUUGAUACGGCAAAUUUAGAAACAUUAGUGAGGGCGGGUCAGGGACUACUAUUUAAGCCGUGUAUUGAAAAUAAUACAGGUUUUCUUACUAAAUCACCGUGGUAUGUACUAAAUAAUGAAAUAAUAAGGAUAUCUAUAAUGAUGGGAUCAGCAAAUCAAGCAGCUAUGGAAAUGGCUUUAGCCCACACCGAACAAAGUUUGUCUCAAUUAAAUCAAGAUUAUUCCAAGUUACUACCAAACGAUCUUAAAUUUGAUAACAGCGAAGAAAGAAUCAGAAUCGGGAGACAAGUGAGAACGGAAUAUUUCGGUGAGAAUAAUAUAACAAUCAAUGAUAUGGAAAAGCUUUCACAGUGUUUUACUGAUAGUCAGUACUUGUAUCCUGGUAUAAGAGGUGCGAGGUUGUUAGCUAAAGGAGGAGCUCAAGUUUACUUUUAUGAGUUUGCUUAUGGAACUCACAAUGACGUUAAGGGAGCUGCAAGAGGCGAUUCUCUAAAUUAUGUAUUUAGCAAAGAUGAAGAAGAAAAUACAUUACAAAAAGUAAUGUUAGAUCUAUGGGCCAGUUUUAUCAAAUCUGGGAGACCGACAACAGAAAAAAUUGAUUGGAAUAAUUUGGAGGCAGUCGAACAAACUGAAGAAACAUGGCUGUCAAUUGCCGAUACAGUGGUCGUCGAGAAAGGUUAUCAUUAUACACGAUUAAAACAAUGGGAUGAGAUAUACAAGAAGUACUUCGUUGAGCGCAAUUUUGCAUUAAAAUUAAAUUCUUCAAUUUACAUAACAGUUCUUGGUUCUAUACUUUUGACGGAUAUAAGUAAUUAUUUAAAAUUUUAAAACUUAUUUAACGGCUAGUUACUAAAA
This is a messenger RNA of Nymphalis io (European peacock), 3102 nucleotides long. Its product is annotated as esterase FE4-like. Bases 241 to 3075 code for a protein of 944 amino acids. NCBI's taxonomy places the organism in Eukaryota, Metazoa, Arthropoda, Insecta, Lepidoptera, Nymphalidae. The transcript has 8 exons. The record is from RefSeq and is a predicted model, not a curated record.